CACGCGCACGCACGCACGCACACACACCCGUCCGCCUCCGCCUUGGCAAGAGAGGCCGGGGCGCGCACGGCGCACUUCCAGGCCCGUGCGAGGCGGGGCAGAAACCGCGGGGCGGCAAUCCGAGGCAGCGCGGGGCUUGGGCGGAAGCGGGGAGGCGCUGCCGCCAUGGAGGCGCUGCUGCUGGGCGCGGGGUUGUUGCUGGGCGCGUACGUGCUCGUCUACUACAACCUGGUGAAGGCCCCGCAGUGCGGCGGCAUCUGCAGCCUGCGGGGCCGGACGGCAGUGGUCACAGGCGCCAACAGCGGCAUCGGCAAGAUGACAGCGCUGGAGCUGGCGCGCCGGGGAGCGCGUGUGGUGCUGGCCUGCCGCAGCCGGGAACGUGGGGAGGCUGCUGCCUUCGACCUUCGCCAGGAGAGUGGGAACAAUGAGGUCAUCUUCAUGGCCUUGGACUUGGCCAGUCUGGCCUCGGUGCGGGCCUUUGCGACUGCCUUCCUGAGCUCUGAGCCUCGGCUGGACAUCCUCAUCCACAAUGCCGGGAUCAGUUCCUGUGGCCGGACCCGGGAGGCCUUUAACCUGCUGUUUCGGGUGAACCACGUCGGCCCCUUCCUGCUGACACAUCUGCUGCUGCCCCUCCUGAAGACGUGCGCCCCUAGCCGCGUGGUUGUGAUAUCUUCAGCUGCCCAUCGGCGUGGGCGCCUCGACUUCACCCGCCUGGACCGCCCAGUGGUGGGCUGGCAGCAGGAGCUGCGGGCAUAUGCUGACAGUAAACUGGCCAACGUAUUGUUUGCCCGCGAGCUCGCCACCCGGCUUGAGGGCACUGGUGUCACCUGCUAUGCAGCCCACCCAGGACCUGUGAACUCGGAGCUAUUUCUGCGCCACAUUCCUGGAUGGCUGCGCCCACUUUUGUGCCCACUGGCUUGGCUGGUACUCCGGACACCCAAAGGAGGCGCCCAGACACCACUGUACUGUGCUCUACAAGAGGGCAUCGAGCCCUUCAGUGGGAGAUAUUUUGCCAACUGCCACGUGGAAGAUGUGUCCCCAGUUGCCCGAGACGACCGUGUGGCCCACCAGCUGUGGAAGGCCAGCAUGAAGCUGGCAGGGCUUGGGGCUGAGAAAGAGGAUGAACCUGACCAAGAGCCCCCGCUGGAGGACCUAAGGACCCCAUCUUCACCGAGCACCCCUUACCCUGCAGAGCCCGCAGUUUCUGAACCCUCCUCCCCUGGCCCUCAGAGAUCACCAGACUUGUCUAAGCUGACCCACCGAGUUCAGGUGAAAACUGAGCCUGAACCCCAAGUCUCCUAAACCCCAGGCCAGGAUGCUUUUCCUGGCUCCUUGACCCCUGUAAACCACAGCUGUAUGCCAGGCCAUUCUCUGGGCACUGAGGGGUCUGCCAUGUUUACCUCCAUGGUUACUUUCUGGGGCUCUGGGUGUGUCCUGGAAGGAAAUAUUUCUUCCUGAGAGGGACAGUAGUAACCCCUGAUUCAGGAGUGGAGGGUAAUGUGCUCCUCGGGAAUUUGAAUUGCAGAUUUCCAGGCCCUACCCAGGAUGGUUCAGAUCAGAUCUGGGGCAGAGCCAGGGAAUUUGUGAUUUGAUGCACUGCCAACACUGAGAAGGAGUGAACUAAGCCCUUUGCAACCAUCUAGCUAGGUAGUUACCCCACUUUGGCCCGGCAUGGUGGCGCCCGCCCGUGAUCCCAGCACUCUACAGGCUGAGGCAGAAGGAUCGUUGAGUUUAAAACCAGCCUGAGCUACACAACGAGACCUUGGCUCCAAAAAAAUCGCCCCAUUUGACAGAGCCGGGAUAAGGUCCGCAGGAAAAGAGUCCCCCAAGGACUACACCAGUAAGAACCGGGACUGCAAUUUGGGACCUGGGGGUCUACCAUCAGGACCCACUGCUGUAAGCUGGGUGCCCCGAGGUGGAGCGGGGCAGUGGUUAUCGAGGUGCCCCAAGGCAGAAGGCAGACGCUCCCCGCGGCGCCGUAGGACUGGGUCCCUUAGGGUGGAGCCCCCAGUAAUAAAGCGAGUUGACGGUUUGA
Molecule: messenger RNA, 2035 nt
Organism: Chinchilla lanigera (long-tailed chinchilla)
Lineage: Eukaryota; Metazoa; Chordata; Mammalia; Rodentia; Chinchillidae
Gene: Dhrs13
Product: dehydrogenase/reductase (SDR family) member 13
Exons: 5
Coding region: 166-1302 (378 amino acids)
Source: RefSeq, a predicted model, not a curated record